UGAAAAUAUCGCUGACGUUGCUUCCCUCAAAAGGGUGCUUGGAUUAAUAGAUGCCAACUUCUGCAGUAAUAGGAAGGUUGCCCAAGUCUACAUGGGAUAUGCAACUAAAUGUGCUUGGUGGUCAGCCAUUCACUAUGGACAUAGAGCUUCUGGCUGCAAAAUCAGCCAAAUUUGCUGCUACACUUGAAGAGAAUCUGCAGGAAGAUCUUGCUAACUUCCUCCAGAGUGUCCCUGCUACUGCAGACACUCUUGAGCUUGUUGCGAGAUUCUAUCAUGGCUUUGAUAUUCAAAUUUGCAGUCAGAAUGUUAUACAGCUCAUUUGUGUUGCUGACUACUUGGACAUGACUGAAAGCCACAGCAAAGAUAAUUUAUUAAACAAAGCUAUUUCAUAUUUUCAACAAAGAAUCCUCCCUAGCUGGUCUGAAACUAUUAAGGCUUUCCGAUCCACAUAAAAGGUAUUUCAACAAUCCUGGAAGCUUGGAUCGGUACACGAAUGUUUGGACUAUCAUUAGAUAGGCAAAAGCUACCCUUAGAGCAAGAAAUAUUAUAUAGCUUUUCAAUGACCUUCCUAUGUAUGAUGCUAUCAUCCACAGCCAGAAUAUGAAACUAAAAACGCAUGGGAACUAAAACAUCAAUUAACAAAUGAUUCAACCAUUCCACAAUUUCAAAUAGGCAUUCUGCAGUUUGAGGUUUGUGCACCAUAUGCAUCUAUUGUCUAAUUUAUUCUCAGCUCAAACAUGCACCAUAUGCAUAUAAGACAAA
Molecule: messenger RNA, 762 nt
Organism: Rosa chinensis
Lineage: Eukaryota; Viridiplantae; Streptophyta; Magnoliopsida; Rosales; Rosaceae
Product: BTB/POZ domain-containing protein At5g17580-like
Exons: 3
Coding region: 51-452 (133 amino acids)
Molecular function (GO): protein binding
Source: RefSeq, a predicted model, not a curated record